AUGUCGAUAUUGCCUGCAGUCGUUGGCUGGUUAUCAAUCUGUUGCUGGAUCGUCGUGUUUAUACCUCAGAUAUGGGAAAACUACCGCCGGAAAUCUGCUGAAGGCCUGUCCAAAACAUUCUUGGUCAUAUGGACUUGUGGAGACGUUUUGAACCUAGUCGGAAGCAUCAUGAACGAACUGCUCCCCACUGUCAUCAUACUAGCUGCAUACUAUACUGCUGCUGACGUCUUAUUGGGCCAGUUUUACUACUACCAAGAGAAAACAUAUCAAAAGGACGAGCUUCUGGCAGACGACGAUGAGAGAGCACCACUACUGAACCCAUCAUCAGCACCAGUCAUAGUAGUGCCUGAUGAAUCGACUGGCCAGAACGAUACCCAAGUGAUGCACGAUGGUUCUAAUAGUCAGAACGGCGCCCCUACUGAAUCCGCUAGUAGCAAUAAGAAGAAUGUACCGAUGAUGGCAAUCACACUCUUCCUCGCAUUCCAUACUGUUAAUGUAAUGACUACCGCUACCCAAAGAGGGAUAGUUCUAAGUAACCCUAUAACACCAUCCAUGGUACCAUCGCCAUUUGAGAGAUUCUAUGGCGACCUAGCUGGAUACGCUUCAGCCAUCUUGUAUGUGGGCUCAAGAUUCCCUCAAAUCACUAAAAAUCAUCAGAGGAAGUCCACUGAAGGACUCAGUGUUGGAUUUUUUAUACUGGCUGUAGUUGGAAAUGUGACGUUUUGUGCAUCAAUACUAAUGGAGUCGCUAAGCAAAGAAUAUCUAAUGGUCAAUCUACCGUGGUUGCUGGGAAGUGGAGGUACCCUGCUGCUAGACUUUUACAUCUUGGGGCAGUUCUUGAUAUUGGGGACUGCUAAAGAAGAGAACACUAUGAGUCGAAUAGCUCGGAAUGUGUUUGGAAUUUGCAACCGCAUCAGCGUUCAGCAAGGAACUGUGCAUCAUCCAAAACCAACAGAUCUCAAUAUAAGCCGAUUCGGCGUAAACAUACGUAAUCAUACGUCCUCGAUACCACGACAAGCCAAUUUCACCAAACUUCAAAUCAAAGACAUUACACAUUUCCUCGCAACAUUACCAAAUGGAUGUGUGCUGACGGACAAGUCUGAUCUGGAGCAAUACAACACUGAUUGGUUCAAGAAAUACAAGGGUAACGCACAAGCAGUUUUACUGCCGAAAUCUACUCAAGACGUUUCCUCAAUAAUGAAGUACUGCUAUGAAAACACGAUUGCAGUGUGCAUCCAAUCUGGAAACACAGGACUUGUUGGAGGAAGCAUUCCUGUACAUGACGAAGUCAUUAUAAGCAUGGCUAAAAUGAACAAGAUCGAGGCUUUUGAUUACCUUUCUGGAAUUGUGACUGUAGAGGCAGGGGUUGUACUAGAAACGCUAGAUAAUUAUCUGCGAGAUCAAGGAUAUACCGUUCCAUUGGACUUGGGAGCUAAGGGGAGCUGCAUGAUAGGAGGCAACAUAUCAACAAACGCUGGAGGUCUACGAUAUUUAAAAUAUGGGUCGCUUCAUGGCACGGUGUUGGCUCUAGAGGUCGUUCUUGCAGAUGGGACAAUCAUGAAAUGUGGAAACGCUGUUCGCAAGGACUCAUCUGGUCUCAAUCUAAGGCAUAUGUUCAUUGGGUCAGAAGGAACUCUUGGAAUCAUCACAAAGGCCAGCAUCGUGUGUCCGAAGAGCCCGAAAAGUGUAAAGACAGUCUUAUUGCAGAUCAAAGAUUGGGAGAACGUUCUAAGCGUCUUCCGUGUUGCCCGAACCGAGCUAUCAGAUAUCCUCAGCGCCUUUGAAUUCUGGGAUCGUCAGAUACAUUCAUACAUCGAAAAAUACAUACCACACAAGUCACCGCUACCCACUCCAAACGAUGAUCACUUCCACGUCAUUGUCGAAACACGGGGUAGUAACGAAUCGCACGAUGAGCAAAAACUUGCUCGUUUCUUUGAGUUGGUAGAGCCGUAUGUUGUGGAUGGUGUUGUGGCUCAGGACAUAUCUCAGCAGGCGUCGAUUUGGAGGAUUCGAGAUGGGAUACCAGAAGCACUUGGCAAAUCCGGUGACGGUUGGAUCAAAUGGGAUUUCAGUCUCGAUACCAAACGAAUGUAUAAAAUGGUUCAAGAUCUCCAGUCUCAUCUUCAAGGCGUGGCUGGAGUCAAGAAUGUGAAUGGAUUUGGUCAUAUGGGUGAUCAAAACUUGCAUUUGAAUGUCAUGACUGAAUCAAAUAGCACUUGGAAUAUCGAUCCCAAUAUAACAAAGGCUGUUGAGCCUUGGGUCUAUGCUUAUGUGCAUGAUCUUGGUGGUUCUGUUAGCUCAGAGCAUGGACUGGGCCAGCUCAUGGCUCCUUUUGCCUCAUACUCAAAAACAGAACAGGAACUCGCCUUGUCAAAAGCAUGGAAGGAGAUGCUGGAUCCCAAAGGCAUUCUGAAUCCGUACAAGUUCUAUUGA
Molecule: messenger RNA, 2433 nt
Organism: Synchytrium microbalum
Lineage: Eukaryota; Fungi; Chytridiomycota; Chytridiomycetes; Synchytriales; Synchytriaceae
Exons: 15
Coding region: 1-2433 (810 amino acids)
Cellular component (GO): mitochondrion
Molecular function (GO): FAD binding; catalytic activity
Source: RefSeq, a predicted model, not a curated record